GUUUACAUGUGUGAGCAGUGAGAGGAGUUUGGACAGGUAGCUCUGCGCGAGGUGCAACUGCAAAUAUUUACUGAUUAAAGUCGAAGUGCUUCAUCAGCACCUUAUCAUGGGGUGUACAGUGGGGCAGGUGUGGCAAUGCCUACUGCUUCUGUCCUACUUUGUGCUGUGUGCUUACUCCCAUGGUGAGCAUCAAGCUCAGGUGUCUGGAGACACUCAUCCUCCUAUCACCCGUCUGGAUAGAAACAUGGUGCAGGACAAAGACCAUGUGAUGGAGCAUUUGGAGGGGGUGAUUGAUAAGCCUGAGUCAGACAUGAGCCCACAAGAACUGCAGCUUCACUACUUCAAAAUGCACGACUACGACGGCAAUAACCUGCUGGAUGGGCUCGAGCUUGCCACAGCCAUUACACAUGUACACAAGGAGGAAAAAAAAGAGGAUGCCCCACCAAUGAGGGAGGAGGAUCUCAUUCGCAUCAUCGAUGACGUCCUUCGAGAUGACGAUAAAAACAAUGACGGAUACAUCGACUAUGCUGAGUUUGCCAGGUCCCUACAAUAAAGUGGGGAGGGGGUGUGAUGCCUGAGCGUGAGCUCUGUUUACCUCUGAUGUAAAAAUCAAAAGGUAUUAGUUAAUUGUAUGAACGGAUUUCACAUACACAGUGGCUACAGUGCUGCACAGCUCAGUCAUUCCCCUGUCAUAAUCUAGCUUAUUACAUUUAUAAAGCACUUCAAUGAUGAACUCACAUGUUUCUUCAACACUGGAUCUGAGCUGCUACUGUACAUGCUACAUCUAUUGAUGAUAAGAGUAUUCUUUUGCCUUGAAUCUCUUGAUCUGGAGUUAGUACAAGGAUGCCCAGUUUAUUCAUUUACUCAAGAUAAUUUAUACAUUCCGUGAAUUAAAAAAAAAAAAAAAAAAAAAAACAGCAGAUGAGCUUACAAACUUAUACCAAGUGCCAUAUUUAGAAAACAGAUAUUAAAUGUAUGCCUUAUUCCUGUUGUAAUUCUCACCAAAGACAGUCCCUGUUUGUCUUUCUAUCAUACUAUAGUCAAUCAAAGGCUGUAUGGGUUUAUUUCAUUUUAUUUCUUUUUAAAAGAAAUCCUUUGUAGCUGGUUGAGUAUCACAGCAGUACUAAUCUGCCUGACCUGGGCAGUGCAACAGUAUGUCAGACCUGGAAGUAAGAAUCUCUGAUUAAGUUUAAUGAACUGAAUUUAUAUGCUACUUAACUUUUGCUUACGAUACUCUAUUGAAGGACUGUGUUAAUUCAAGCUAAGAAUGUCCGUGUAAUGAUAAGUUACUUGAACAGGCAAUGUAAACCAUAUACAGAACUGUGUGUAAUUUAUUUCUGUCAAUAAUGUAAUAUUUGAUAGUAAAACUGUAGUUAUUAAUGUGAUAUUUAAAAUGUAAUGUUGCAUCAGGAGCCACAUUCAGCCUGUGUAAAUAAGGCCAAACAGAAAUCCAAUAGUCUUUUCAGAUUGUAAACUAGAUUACAUUAUAUUCUAACAGUUUGUUUCAGGAUUUGUAAAGUUUUAGUGUAAUUAUAUUUUGUUUUUGAACGUUAUAUCAUUAAUUAAUACAACGUUGUGUGCUGGAACAGGAAGAAAAUAAAGACAUAUCAUUUCACAAGCAA
Trichomycterus rosablanca is the source of this 1622-nucleotide messenger RNA. It is a transcript of the gene mcfd2, whose product is annotated as multiple coagulation factor deficiency 2, ER cargo receptor complex subunit. Gene Ontology annotation, molecular function: calcium ion binding. The transcript is spliced from 4 exons. Lineage: Eukaryota; Metazoa; Chordata; Actinopteri; Siluriformes; Trichomycteridae. Bases 107 to 553 code for a protein of 148 amino acids. The record is from RefSeq and is a predicted model, not a curated record.